Cryphonectria parasitica EP155 is the source of this 2644-nucleotide messenger RNA. RefSeq lists its product as uncharacterized. Gene Ontology annotation, cellular component: protein phosphatase type 2A complex; cytoplasm. Gene Ontology annotation, molecular function: protein phosphatase regulator activity. The coding region runs from base 267 to 2138 and encodes 623 amino acids. The transcript has 9 exons. NCBI's taxonomy places the organism in Eukaryota, Fungi, Ascomycota, Sordariomycetes, Diaporthales, Cryphonectriaceae. Gene Ontology annotation, biological process: protein dephosphorylation. The record is from RefSeq and is a predicted model, not a curated record.
AAGCCCGCCAUACCUCUCACCCACCCCCUCCCAACACCCCCUCCGACCACAUCAAGCGGCGGCACCAUCGCGAUCCUUUUCCUUGGACGACGAUUCAUACCUCACGAUAUUCAUCUGGACACGACGUCAGCAACCCGACAAGCGGAGCCUGCCUGAUUGAAGUAGUCUGAGGCACAACUGGUCCAACGCGAGAAUCAGCUGCAAAAAACCUUUAUACUUGUUGUCCGACAUCUACGCAGGAACCAUCCUCACCCACAUCGCUCGCCAUGGCUGACGCGCCGAAUGCGAACGAUGAGCUUUACCCCAUCGCUGUGCUCAUCGACGAGCUGAAGCACGACGAUGUCAUCCUCCGCCUCAAUGCCAUUCGACGUCUCUCUACCAUCGCCCUCGCCUUGGGCGCCGAGCGCACUCGGGAGGAGCUCAUCCCCUUCCUCGACGAAUCCGUCGAAGACGAAGAUGAGGUUCUUGUUGCCCUAAGCGAGGAGCUCGGCAACUUCAUCGAGUAUGUCGGUGGGCCUCAAUGGGGUCAUGUCCUCCUGUCGCCCCUCGAGAACCUCGCAGCUAUCGAGGAGCCAGUGGUGCGGGACAAGGCUGUCGAGUCCCUCAACAAGAUCUGCGUAGAUCUUUCGUCCCAGCAGGUCGAAGAAUACUUCAUUCCCCUGACGAUCCGACUCUCCAAGGCAGAUUGGUUCACGUCCAAAGUAUCAGGGUGCGGUCUCUACACUAGCCCCUACCAGAAGGUCUCGCCACCUAUUCAGUCCCAGCUGCGCCAGCAGUUUGGACAGCUUGUCCACGAUGAGACCCCGAUGGUCCGCCGUCAAGCUGCGACCAACCUAGCAAAGUUCGUCAAGGAGAUGCCGGCAUCGAUUGUGGUGGAGGAGAUGAUACCCAUGUUUCAGCACCUCGCGCAGGACGAUCAAGACUCGGUGCGCUUACUGACCGUCGAGGUUCUCAUUGCCAUUGCCGAGGUUGUUCCCAAAGAGCAGCAGUCUAGCCACGGCGUCCUUCUCACCUCCCUUCGGAGCCUGAUAGAAGACAAGAGCUGGCGAGUCAGGUACAUGAUUGCAGACCGGUUUGAGAAGAUUGCAAAGGCAGUCGACGAGGAGGUUGUGGCAAGAGAUCUGGUGCCCUCUUUCGUGAAGCUGCUCAAGGAUAACGAAGCCGAGGUGCGGACGGCAAUUGCGGGACAGAUUCCUGGGUUCUGUGCCUUGGUCGAGCGGAAUGUCCUCCUGAACGACAUCAUGGCUAGCAUCGAGGAUCUCGUUUCGGACAAUUCCCAACACGUCCGCGCCGCUCUGGGCACCCAGAUCAGCGGCCUGGCUCCUAUCCUGGGCAAGCAGGAGACUAUUGACCACCUGCUGCCCAUGUUCCUCCAGAUGCUCAAGGAUGAGUUCCCAGAAGUCCGCCUGCACAUCAUCUCGAAGCUCGAGCUCGUGAACCAGGUCAUCGGGAUCGACCUGCUCUCGCAAUCUCUCCUCCCCGCCAUCGUUCAGCUCGCUGAGGAUAAGCAGUGGCGAGUCCGCUUGGCGAUCAUCGAGUACAUUCCGCUGUUGGCAAGCCAACUCGGAGUCAAGUUCUUUGACGAGAAGCUGAGUGCACUUUGCAUGGGCUGGCUUGGAGAUACAGUCUUCUCCAUCCGUGAGGCAGCCACUCACAACCUCAAGAAGCUCACAGAGGUUUUUGGUGUCGAUUGGGCCAGCGAGGCGAUCAUUCCCAAGGUGAUGGCUAUGGGCAAUCACCCGAAUUAUCUCUACAGGAUGACGACAUGCUUUGCCAUCACGACUCUGGCAACUGUUGUGAGCAUGGAUGUGAUUGCCAAAUCGAUCCUGCCCAUGCUCGACAAGCUGGUGGCGGAUGAGAUUCCAAACAUCCGGUUCAACGUCGCCAAGACUUAUGCUGUACUUAUCGAUGUCAUGCGGCGCCUGCCUGAGUCUGGGACCAUUUAUGAGCUCGAGAAGGCGGGCGAGACUGGGACACCGUCCUCUCAGGGUCAGGGGCUGAUCCAGGAGCGCGUGAUGCCAAACCUGGAGAAGCUACAGAAGGACGACGACGUGGAUGUCCGGUAUUUCGCAACUACUGCCGCUGCGGUCGCGACUGGUCCUCUGCCAGGUGGAGAACCUAUGAACACAUCGCCUUAGACACGAGACAUCUAAUGAACCAAAGACUUUCCCAACACGAGCCCCCGUCCAAAUUUCAGAGUCACGCCGAGAUUCAUCGCGUUUCUUUAGACUGUUUUGUCUUCUCUUAAACCCUUGAUCACAUCUCAGCGUUCCAGAUUCAGUUACGAGGAAGUUCAAGAGAAAUUACACCAUUAGAGCUCGGACCAGGCAUACAGGAGGAGCACUAUCAAUUUCCGCCUUCUUGGUGGGGACGGGGGUACACACCAGUUGCGGUUUGUUAGUAGCGGACCGUCGUCGAAGGCAGGGGGGGGGGGAGGAAGAGUCCAGCAGCCUGGGCUCAAAUGGAGGGGAUGUAAAAUUAUACCAGUCAUCAAACCGUAGAGAGAGGAGACUUGCCGCGCUGUUGAUGAAGUCCAUGUCUGCAUUUUCCCAAGAUGUUACAGGCUAGGAUCAUGCAUUGUCGCGCGCAUGUCGGGUAGAGUCAUGCUCGUUCCAUUGGGACCAAAAUACACGAUUGUCUCAUG